CAUACUGUAAAAACAAAAUUUCAUAAUUCAACACCAGGAAGAUGAUGUAGGAAGUGUUUUACUAAAAUUACAAUUCAUUCGUUUCAUAAAUUGUUCAUGCGUAGAUGGAUAAAGAAUAAACGGAGGAUUAAAGCUUUAAAGGACACAAUGAAACCAAGGAACUGUGUGUAUAAUCACUUUAUUCCGCUUGUUUAUUUGCUACUUGAAACAUAUGGAUUGAUUGGGAUCCAAAUGGACGAUGAUUGUUCGCUGGAGAAUUCGAUGGUCGUAUGUGAAAAUAAAAUACCUCGUGUCGUACCUCGUAAAAUAUCAGGCAUUAUGAUCAGGGACUACUUAAGUGAUACUAUCGUAAAUGGCACGUUUGCACAUGCCAGUUGGUCCUCUGUAGAUUUCCUAGAUAUCACUGUCAACCAAGAUGUAGGGUUUCGGCUACAUGAUUAUAAGUUUUUCUCACUAAAGACUUUAUCACAUCUUGGCGUACAUGCGCCAUUAUACCAGUUCAACAACAAUACAAAGGUUUUUGGAGGACUAUCACUGUUACACACAUUGGACUUAUCGUUUUGUCGUUAUCUCGAUGCAUCAGCCAUUGUUGAAUUGCUCUCUACAGUUAAAGACCUAGAUACUUUGCUUCUGGAUCAAAUAGCUACAGCUGGUGAUCGAUUGUUUUUAAUUGAUAAUGCAUUUAUAAAAGCAGUCCGUGAAAAGAAAAUACACAAGCUUAGCUUGAGUGGAUGCAAUUUAUUAGUUAAGGAUCUGUCGUAUGUGCCUAAUAUGUCUAUGGAUUUGUAUGAUUUAGACAUUUCUAAUACGUCAGUUAUAGCACAGAGCACUUUUUUUCUUAAUGAGUCUGCCAUCGAAAAUUUAUUUCCGAAAAUCAAGGUUUUAGAUGUGUCUCUACUACAGACAAGAUUUUUGGAUUUCGACUAUGGUUCAAUAAAUAAUAUCAGUUUUGACAAUAAUUGUACUGACACGAACAGUUUCUUGAUAUUGAUAUUGAGGCUAGAAAAUCUUACGCUAAACAGUAUAUUGUCCAAACCAUUCAGGGCAAACAAUUCAUUUAUUGAUUUAUCAAAAUGCAAUGUCAAUUUAAGGUCACUACAUGUAAGGUCAAAUCACUUACAUUACUUAAACUCAUCUAUCCUAUGGCCCGAGGAUAUAUAUUUAUCUGAUAUCGACAUGUCAUCAAAUGGCAUUGAAUAUCUAUCUCCCACGUUUUUAUAUUCUGUAACAUCACUAGAAAUAUUAAACCUUUCAAACAAUGAAUUGCAUCAUAUGCAAUAUUUUAAAGAGUUUAGUCAUUUGUUCAUGAACCAUACAAUUUUACGACAAUUGGUUCUUUCUAGAAACCGUUUAAGAUUUCUUCCUUUCACGAUUUUUUCUCACAACACCAACUUAAUUAUUUUAGAUUUGUCAUAUAACAAAUUAACUUCUAUCAGUUUCAAAUUAAAACAUUUAAUAAAAUUGCAGUUUCUGAACUUGAGAAACAAUGAUAUAUAUUAUAUUGAUGGUGUUGAAUUGAACACAUUAAAGGCAUUUGUAACAGAUUUCUCUAAGCAUCGAAAAAUAUAUCUUGGGAAUAAUCCGUUCAUUUGCAAUUGUAAAUCUAUAAGUUUUAUCAAAUGGUUACUCGUGUACAUGACAAAUACAUUCAAUCAAAGCCUGACUUGUUCUUUGAAUGAUAACGAUGUUGUUGUCAUUUAUGAGGCUGUGAUCAAAGAGACGGAAUUUUCUUGCAUUCGGUCAAAAAUAAUCAUAGCUUCAGUUUCAACAGUUGCGUCAAUAAUAAUUUUUGUUUCAAUUGGGAUUGGUUUUAUGUACUACAAGAAGAGGAAGCAGAAAAGAAAGAGACAAAGGAACAAUUUUAUUGAGGAUUUCAAACUUGGUAAUAUUCUGGAAAAAUAUUUGUGUUUUGUAUCUUAUUCUAGCGACGACAAUGAAGCAGACGUCAUGCAUGUUUGCAAUUUAUUAAAAGAGUCAUUACAGGAAUUGACUCAGACUAACAAAGAAGUUCUUUGUGUGGGCAAUAAACAGUUUAAUCUUGGGUUUCCAAUCGUUGAUGAAAUAAUACGAUGUAUUAAAGAAAGCUGUGUUGGAAUUUUCUUUGUGACAACCAAUUCUUGUCAAAGUCAAUGGUGUGAAAUGGAACUUCGAGAAUUUUACGAAUUACACAAACCAAUUAUUCUUAUAUUUAAAGAAGAAAUCGAUAUUGGAACUAUGUCUCCAAUAAUGUUAAAUGUCUUUAGACAAUAUACCCGAGCUAAGAUUAAUAUUAUAGAUGGUCAGAUACAAAUGACACCGAAUUUAGACCAAUUAUCAAAUUCCAUUCUAUUGCUAGCGUCAUCUCAUUUUUGUAAAGGUAUUUUGUAACUAAAGAACUAUUUUUUCAAAGGAGAAAAGUGGUAGUAAUGUAAAGUAAUAUCUAAUUCUUUUUCUCUACAUGUGCUUCUAUGUUGAUUUUUCCUCUUUAUGUAAGUAUGAUAAUUUUGAUAAAAUACUGCUAUGUUAUCAAUAAACAUAAUAUUUGUUUCUAACAAUUUCAAUGUUUUUGGUGAGCGUGAGCGAGUACGUAUUGCUUAUACAUUGUAUUAGUUUUAUACAUUUGAUUGUCCUAUUUUGCGGCUUUUGUUUAAUGAUAAGUUGGUUUAAUUUAUUAAUAUAACCCCCUCUCCCCCGCUUAUAUGCCCUAUUUUCGAGUUCAACAUGUUUCUUCCAAUGAUCCUUCUUCUUCUUACUGAAAGUGCGAUUGAGCCAUCAUUCUUAUUGUAUUAUGGGCAUAAUAAGCAUUUACUUUCUUGAGAAAUUUAAAUAUUAACUGACCACAUAUAAAAAGGUUAUUGUUUUCUUUAAACGUACAUGUAUUGAAAAUAUCAAUAUGAAAUUUCACAGCUUUUACUAGCUCAUGAAUGAGAAACAUUUUUAUGAGUAUACUUUUUUAUGAUUAUACAGUUAUAGCCCCUUCCAGAUUUAAUUUUCCUCGAAUCAAACCUGGAAAAGAAUUAGAUAUAUCAUGCUGAAACCCCAUACCUUAACUAUCCCAUGAAGGAAGAAAAGGAUUAUCAUGAACAAUGAUUCUCUUUUACGUUAUUUUAGAAUUUGUUUAAGAGUACUAUUUCUUUGAUCUAAUGAGCUUAAUAUCAUAAAUGAAUGUGAUAAUUUGAGAAUUAAUAUAUUUUUAUUAUUGUUAUCCUUGUUUAUAUAAUAAUAAAUGAAAACAUCACGUAAAAAUAUAUAUCACAAAAUAAAAAUCAAUCGAAAUCUCUUUAGAAAAUAAAACAAAAUUUUUACGAUGAUUAAAUGUUUCUUAAACGUCUUGUUUUGAUAUUUUACAAUUUUCGGCAUGCUACUGUAACCAUAUAAUUUGUCUAGAUAGUAGUUAUCAAAUACAAAUUGUAGUCGUUGGUUUUCGAUUAAAGGUUAUCAUCUAA
This is a messenger RNA of Ruditapes philippinarum (Manila clam), 3425 nucleotides long. Its product is annotated as toll-like receptor 6. Bases 97 to 2367 code for a protein of 756 amino acids. The transcript has 2 exons. NCBI's taxonomy places the organism in Eukaryota, Metazoa, Mollusca, Bivalvia, Venerida, Veneridae. Gene Ontology annotation, molecular function: transmembrane signaling receptor activity; protein binding. Gene Ontology annotation, biological process: toll-like receptor signaling pathway; inflammatory response; immune response. Gene Ontology annotation, cellular component: membrane; extracellular matrix. The record is from RefSeq and is a predicted model, not a curated record.